Molecule: messenger RNA, 2951 nt
Organism: Chrysemys picta bellii (western painted turtle)
Lineage: Eukaryota; Metazoa; Chordata; Testudines; Emydidae
Gene: TMTC4
Product: transmembrane O-mannosyltransferase targeting cadherins 4
Biological process (GO): endoplasmic reticulum unfolded protein response; protein O-linked glycosylation via mannose
Cellular component (GO): endoplasmic reticulum
Molecular function (GO): mannosyltransferase activity; protein binding
Source: RefSeq, a predicted model, not a curated record
GGCUGCCGGCCAAUGGGCAGUGAGGAUGUUUUCAGGGGCAGACGCCGUAGCAGCCCCUCCCCCGCCCCAGCAGCUCCGGCGGCGGCGCCCGGGCGCGCAGAGCGGGCAGAGUUUCGCAGCCGGGUGGGAGAUGCCGCUCUGGCUCCGUCUCCUUGCAGAUUUGCAGCCAACAUAAUGCUGGAGCUCCACACUCGAAACAAGCAUUUCACAGAAUGGCACAAUCAGAAUUUAAUUUGGAUCAUGAAAUAUCAUGGUUUGUGCUUCCCUCUUAUUGGGCUAAAAUUAUUGUUGGACUCAUUUCCUGCAUGUGUUUUGCUAACAGCUACGAUGGAGAUUUUGUCUUUGAUGACUCUGAAGCUAUCAUCAAUAAUAAGGACCUCAGAGCAGAAACUCCACUUGGUGACCUGUGGCAUCAUGACUUUUGGGGUGGCAAACUCAGCAGCAAUACCAGCCACAAAUCAUAUCGACCUCUUACUGUCCUGACUUUCAGAAUUAAUUACCUUUUUGCUGGAGGCUUUCACCCAGUGGGUUUUCAUGUCAUCAAUAUAAUACUGCAUUGUGCUAUCUCUGUAUUAAUGGUUGAUGUCUUCUCGAUAUUAUUGGGUGGGCUGCAAUACAGCAGUAAAGGAAGAAGGCUAAACCUUGCUCCAAAAGCAUCUCUUCUAGCUGCUUCACUGUUUGCUGUGCAUCCAGUGCAUACUGAAUGUGUUGCAGGGAUUGUUGGCAGAGCAGACCUGCUGUGUGCCCUGUUCUUUUUGUUGUCUUUCCUUGGCUACUGUAAAGCCUUUAGAGAAAAUAAGGAAGGGAACCAUUUUUCUAUACUCUGGGUACUGGCGAGUGUUCUUCUUGGUGCAAUAGCCAUGCUGUGCAAAGAACAAGGAAUUACAGUACUGGGCUUGAAUGCUGUAUUUGAUGCUCUGGUGAUUAACAAACUAAAUAUUUUGGAACUUAUUCAAAAGGUACUACAUACGGACAAGUCAUUGGAGAAUGUUGGGUUGUUUAAAAAGGGACUCCUCUUCAGGAUAACUCUACUGUUGUCUGGAGGGGCCACUAUGCUCUGCAUGCGCUGGAGAAUUAUGGGCACAGGACCACCCGCUUUUACUGAAGUAGACAACCCAGCUUCAUUUGCAGACAGCUUGUUUGUGAGAGCUAUAAACUAUAAUUACUACUAUUCGUUGAAUGCAUGGCUGCUGCUGUGUCCCUGGUGGCUGUGUUUUGAUUGGUCAAUGGGCUGCAUACCCCUUAUUAAAUCAGUCAGUGACUGGAGAAUAAUUGCACUAGCAGCACUUUGGUUCUGCCUAAUUGCCCUGAUAUGCCAAGCUCUGUGCUCACAAGACAGCCAUAAGAGAAGAAUUCUUACACUGGGACUGGGAUUUCUUAUUAUCCCUUUUCUUCCUGCAAGUAACCUGUUCUUCCGAGUAGGAUUUGUUGUUGCAGAGAGAGUCAUCUACCUCCCCAGUAUUGGCUAUUGUAUGCUACUUACAUAUGGAUUUAGUCUAUUGAGCAAACAAGCUAAGAAAAAGAAAAUGCUUGCUGCUGCUGUACUAGGAAUCUUGUUGAUCAACGUGUUGCGCUGUGUUAUCCGCAGUAACCAGUGGAGGUCUGAAGAACAGCUUUUUAGGAGUGCUCUGUCAGUGUGCCCUCUUAAUGCUAAAGUGCACUACAAUGUUGGCAAAAACUUGGCUGAUAAAGGCAAUCAAACAGCUGCAAUCAAAUACUACAGGGAAGCUGUAAGGUUGAACCCCAAAUAUGUACAUGCCAUGAACAACCUUGGAAAUAUCUUGAAAGAAAGAAAUGAGCUCCAGGAAGCAGAGGGGCUGCUGUCCUUAGCUGUGCAAAUACAGCCUGAUUUUGCUGCUGCAUGGAUGAAUCUAGGAAUAGUACAGAAUAGUUUAAGAAGGUUUGAAGAGGCAGAGCAAAGCUACUGGACUGCAAUUAAACACAGGAAAAAAUACCCAGAUUGUUACUACAAUUUAGGACGGUUGUAUGCGGAUUUGAAUCGCCACAUAGAUGCAUUGAAUGCAUGGAGGAAUGCUACAGUUCUGAAACCAGAGCAUAGUUUGGCUUGGAACAACAUGAUUAUAUUGCUUGAUAAUACAGGGAAUUUAGCACAAGCUGAAGCAGUUGGAAGAGAGGCCCUGGAACUGAUACCUAAUGAUCAUUCUCUUAUGUUUUCUUUGGCAAAUGUACUGGGAAAAUCACAGAAAUAUAAGGAAUCUGAAGCUUUGUUCCUCAAGGCAAUUAAAGCCAAUCCAAAUGCAGCCAGUUAUCAUGGUAAUUUGGCUGUGCUUUACCAUCGCUGGGGAAAUCUUGACUUAGCCAAGAAACACUAUGAAGUCUCUCUGAAGCUUGACCCUGCUGCACCCGGGACCAAGGAAAACUACAGCCUCUUAAAAAGAAAACUGGAACAAUUGCAAAAGAAAGGCAAUGUCUGAUGUUUCUUUCUAGGCUGUCAGUGCAUGCUGCGUACCUUUAAUGUUACAGGGCUACUUUUAACCAUGUAAGGGAUUCAGUCACAGAGUUUUAAAAAUAAUAAUUACAGCACCACUAAAGCACACUCAAAUGCUUGAUUUGGUCUUACAUUGGAAAUGUAUCUUUUUUUCAGUUGACUCAACUGUAGAUUCUAAAAUUUCAGCUAAAAAAAUGUUAUCUUUUCUGGUUUUGUUUUUUGAAAUCUUGAACUGUUUUCAAAGCCCAUUAAAUACACUGACAUGGGUAUGUGAAAUUAAUGUAGGGUGGAGUUUCAAAACUGUACUUCACAACACUAUAAGUAAAUAGCAGAGUUUAUUUUCAUAUGCAGUUGACUCCUUCAUCUGACUUUUAGCAUCAAUAUAGAAUACUAAAAUGGAGAAAGUGACUUGGAAGAAAUGGCACUUUCCUACUUGAAAAUGUGAUCCCUUACACAUAUGCGGAGUCAUAGAUAUUUACUUCAGAGAGUGAAGUGGAUUAAA